CGUCAAACAAGAAUUACGAGAUGCCACCAAAGUUUGGGCUGGUUAUCCCGAAGAGCAAGGCGCAGCAAGGAGCGCAGCGCGUGGCGCAGUUGCAGCGCUCGCGCGAGGCAGCGGCGCUCUUCAACGAUGACGACAGCGACGACGAUGCGGACGAACAGAUUGGAGGCAAGGCCGAGGUCAACCAAAUGCUCCUUCGCGAAGCAGCCUCCUCCAGAACAGCAAAGAACAUCCAACGAGAGCUGGAGAAAGCACAGGAGCAAGAUCCUUCCAUCUUCCAAUACGAUGAGGUGUACGACGACAUGGCAGUUGCGCGUGUCAAAUCAGACCCAAGAUUCGAACGCUACCAGCACGGAAAGAAGAAGGAGCCAAAGUACAUUGCACAGCUGCUACGUGCAGCCAAGGAGCGGAAGCGACGCGACGAUGCCAGAAUAGAACGCGCUGCCCAGCGGGAGCGGGAGGAGGAGGGCGAUGAGUUUGCCGACAAGGAAGAGUUUGUGACAGAGGCGUACAAGAAGAAACUGCUGGAGAUCAAGGAGACGGAGGCCCUGGAAAAGUUGGAGGAGGCCGAGGAUGUCACGACAACGACAACGACGACAAGACGCUGCAAGCACCUCGUCUUCUUCUGA
Molecule: messenger RNA, 626 nt
Organism: Salpingoeca rosetta
Lineage: Eukaryota; Choanoflagellata; Craspedida; Salpingoecidae
Exons: 7
Coding region: 21-626 (201 amino acids)
Biological process (GO): regulation of alternative mRNA splicing, via spliceosome
Source: RefSeq, a predicted model, not a curated record